CUUGUCUUACAAUAAUUUGAGUGGCCUUAUUCCCAAGUUUCCUGCACGAACAUUCAAGAAUAGUGGAAGUUCUUUUUCUCCAGGAGUUGUUGUUUAUGAAUAUGAGUUGAAGAUUGGUUGGGGGAAGUCUGUCUCUCUUCCAGCACAAGCCUUACCUGCUCCCCUACCAGGGCAUAUGGCUAUCAGGAGUAAGGAGGGUGGUACUGUUAUUUUGUCUGGUCCUGAUGGUCCACCAGUUACUUCUGUGACAAACCAGAGUUCUGAGCUGUCUCCUAUGAUCACACCUGUCCAAUUCUCUGUAUCAAUAAAUCGAGACAUUGAGUCACUGCUAACAAUUCGGCUCUUAGUGAGAACCAUGCCAACUGCACUACAGAAGCUUAAUAAGAUGAACUCAUUCCCAUUCCUUACAGCACAUUCAAUCCCAGAUGCACCCGGGUUCCCCAAGUUGCAACCAUCAAGGUUGAGUUUAAGGCUUCCAACCCGGGGUGAAACUCUAGUUCUUACUCCUAAUGUUCCUGACAUAAUGGUUGUACCUCCCGAGAAUGAUCACCUCCGCCAUGUAAUUGAUACUAUGGCUCUGUUUGUUCUUUAUGGAGGAUGUGCUUUUGAACAAGCAGUUAUGGAGAGAGGUCGUGGUAAUCCACUUUUCAACUUCUUGUUUGAACUUGGUUCAAAGGAGCAUACAUAUUAUGUUUGGAGACUUUACUCCUUUGCUCAGUAGUGCUCCUGUAAAAAAUGCAUAUGCAUACCGUACGAAAUUUGAAGCAACCUUACCUGACAUAAUGGAGAGCUUCAAUGACUUGUACCGUAGUAUCACUGGAAGGAUUACUGCUGAAGCACUGAAGGUUAAACAGGCUAAAGGAGAUACUUCACAUGUGCGAAUGAAGACAAAUUUGAUUAAGUUUUACAUGUCAAUUUUUUUCAGAUUAAGUUUCGCAUAUUCAAGAACCUUGAGUUUGUAAUAGAUUUUAAACACAUGGAUGUAUUAAAAGCACAUUGAGAUGCAAUUAUAUUAUGAAUGGAAUAUGUUGUGCUUGAUUA
Molecule: messenger RNA, 1041 nt
Organism: Nelumbo nucifera (sacred lotus)
Lineage: Eukaryota; Viridiplantae; Streptophyta; Magnoliopsida; Proteales; Nelumbonaceae
Product: protein RRC1-like
Biological process (GO): RNA processing
Cellular component (GO): nucleus
Molecular function (GO): RNA binding
Source: RefSeq, a predicted model, not a curated record